UUCAAUCUUCAAGUCUCCAACAUUCGCUGAAAAUUUGAGUGAGAAAGGUUCAUCAAGACUCAACAAACAGAUGUCUGAACUGUCAACGCUAUCGGGUGAAACCCAGCCAUUUCUUCUUUCUUGGCAGCAAAGAGAACCUCCAAGCGAAAGGCAAAUCACUCAAAACAGAUGGAAAACAUAAGCAACAACAUCUGCACUCACCAGUCAGAUUCCAUCGCAGCUACAUCCCAGAGUCAACUACCCUCUGCUUCAAGUCAAGAUUCCGACCCACUGACAAUCUCCAGCCUUCCACACGACCUCAUCUCUGAGAUCCUCUCAAGGCUGCCAAUGAAUUCCCUCAUGAAAUUCAAGUGCGUUUCAAAAUCAUGGCUUUCCUUAAUUAAAAGCCAGCGAUUCAUCAAAGCCCAUCUCAACUUCAUCAAUUCCUCAACAAACAGCCAAAGGGUGCUCAUUUUGAGGUGUGUUGACUGGAAUUAUUAUCUCAAACAUUGUUCUCUUAGCUCAUUAUUAUAUGCACCAGCUACUGAUACAGUUGACAUUGAUUAUCCCCCAUUUGAAGCACCCUUUAAUUUUGUUUCAGUUGUGGGGUGCUGUGAUGGAUUAAUUUGUAUUUCCGUUAGGGCAAGUAACAUAAUUUUGUGGAACCCAUCUACUCGAAAAUCCAAGAAAGUACCAGAUUUAGGCAUUAGGCUUGAAGAGGAUGAACGUUAUACAUCAUGGGACUUUGAGUAUUAUAUAUCAUGGGGUUUUGGAUAUGACGAGAUUAAUGAUGAUUACAAAGUGGCAGCGGUGGUGUGCGUUGUUGAUGACCAUGGUGAGCCCUCUGGGUCUGAGGUUAAGGUCUAUAGCACAAAGAGUGAAACUUGGAGGAGUAUAGGGGAUUUUCAAGGUGGUUAUCCUUUGGAGGAAUACGGUAGGUUUGUGAAUGGGAAGCUUCAUUGGUCACUGGAUAGAGAAGAUUGUGGAUAUAUUGGUUCUCUUGAUUUAGCAACAGGUAUGUAUGGACAGAUAAAGAAACCUAAAUGUGAUGAAGAUUCUGAGUCUGAGCUUGAGUCAACCUUGAAUGUUUUCCAAGGGUGCCUCUGUUUACUUUGUGAUGAGAAUGAUGAUCAUACGGAUGUUUGGAUUAUGAAGGAAUAUGGGGUUACAGAAUCGUGGACUAAGGUGUUCACUAUCCUGAUUAAUAAACCGAGCAGGAGUUCAGUUUUUACACCAUUGUGCCGAUCAGAGAAGGGUGAAGUUUUACUGUUACUUGGAUCCAAAUUGGUACUCUACAAUCCAGAGAAUGCUACAUGUGUUGAUAUUUCAUUUCGAGAUCAAGAGAUAAGAGCUUAUUAUGCAUUUGUUUACACAGAAAGCCUAGUUUCGCCUUGCUACUAAUGAUGCAACAGAGAAGCAACAGCAACAAGUAGGGGAAAGCAACCAACACAAGACAAUUGAAUACCAUCAAGCUACCAUCUCGAUUAAAAAAAAAAAAAAAAUUGUCCUCCUUUUCCAAUUACCAAGAUGAGCAAUUGAAUACCAUCAAGCUACCAUCUUGUUAAAAACUAAAAAAAAAUGUCCUCCUUUUCCAAUUGAUGAAAUUGUUGUUGUCCGGACAACUUGAUUGUGCAUUUUGUGGCACUCGACUACAUAUAAUACAUUUUAAUUCUUGCAGCGUUUUCUUUCUU
Molecule: messenger RNA, 1670 nt
Organism: Coffea eugenioides
Lineage: Eukaryota; Viridiplantae; Streptophyta; Magnoliopsida; Gentianales; Rubiaceae
Product: F-box/kelch-repeat protein At3g23880-like
Exons: 1
Coding region: 169-1380 (403 amino acids)
Molecular function (GO): protein binding
Source: RefSeq, a predicted model, not a curated record